AUGCUGCACUGGAUCCUAUACAUCCUCCUCGUCCUUGUGGCAGUCCUAAAAUGCGCAGCGACAAUCUCAGCCCAUCGCUACCGCAAAGCCCACGGUCUCCACCUCGCUCGCCCUCUUAGGCAAACCGAAAAGAUCCUCGGCCUCACACUCUUCAAGCGCAUGCAACAAAACGCAAAAGACGGUGUAUCUCUUCAAAGCCACCACGAAAGUACGAAGACCGACGGCCCAACCAUCUCAGCUGUCCUCCUCGGCAAAAGCUUCAUAUCCACCUCUGACCCCGCAAAUAUCAAGGCUAUCCUAGCUACCAAGUUCGCCGACUUCAAUUUGGGCGAAAGGAGCGAUGCCUUCCGACCCUUCCUGGGACAUGGAAUUUUCACCGAGGAUGGAACCGAAUGGGAGCGGAGCAGGGCGCUCAUCAGGCCGACUUUCAGCAAAGCGCAGUUUUCUGAGCUGCCGAUUAUCGAGCAGCAUGUGCAGAACCUCCUAGCGAGAAUCCCGGGCAAUGGUGAGACUGUUGAUCUGCAGCAGCUAUUUUUCAAUUUUACGCUCGACAGUGCAACGCAUUCGCUUCUUGGCCGGCCUGUUGGGUUCCAGUUGAGUCCGCCGGGUUCAGACGCUGAGAAGUUCUCGCGGGCAUUCGACGAUGCCCAGGCUUACCUCCAGGUAAGGGCAAAGCUAGGUCCCUUUCGGGGGCUUGUGAGAAAUAAGGCGUUCGAUGAGGAUUGCCGCGUUGUACACAAGGCUGUUGAUGGGUACGUCUCUGAGGCUCUGAGCCAACGAAUGGCUCUAGAACCGGGCCCGGUAAAUAAGUAUAAUGAGAACGAGAAAGAAAGAUACGACCUCCUCACCGAGCUAGCAAGCAGCAUAAGCGACGGUGUACAAAUCCGCAACGAGCUACUGAAUGUGCUCCUUGCCGCACGGGACACGACGGCUAGUUUGCUGAGCAGUGUGUUCUUCAUGCUUGCGAGGCAUCCAGAGGCUUGGAGGAGGCUGGAGAGGGAAGUGCUUCUGGAGUUUGGACUCACGCCUCAAUCUCAUGAACAAGGGCAAGGGCAGUGCCCGUUACCGACGUAUACCCAGCUCCGGGAGAUGAAAUAUGUGCGAGCUGUGCUGAAUGAAGCCCUCCGCCUCUUCCCCCCUGUCCCCACAAACAUCCGCUGCGCGACACGACACACAUCUCUCCCACGCGGCGGAGGCGCCGACGGCUCUGAGCCAAUAUUUGUCUCCAAGGGGACGAUCGUGCACUACUCCAUCUGGACAAUGCACCGCUCGACAGAGAUCUACGGUCCUGACGCAGAGGAGUUUCGGCCGGAGAGAUGGCUGCAGACUGAAGAAGCCCCGCUGCGUCCGGGCUGGGGCUUCCUGCCCUUCAGCGGAGGGCCGCGCAUCUGCCUCGGACAGCAGAAGGCGCUGACGGAGGCGGCAUAUGUUGUUGUGAGACUUGUGCAGAUGUUUUCUGGUGUUGAGAGUAGGGAUACCAGGCCUUGGAGGGAGCAUAUGGGGUUGGUGCUUAGCAGUUAUCAUGGGGUUAGGGUUGGGUUGAAGCCUAGGUGA
This is a messenger RNA of Aspergillus mulundensis, 1554 nucleotides long. Its product is annotated as cytochrome P450. NCBI's taxonomy places the organism in Eukaryota, Fungi, Ascomycota, Eurotiomycetes, Eurotiales, Aspergillaceae. Bases 1 to 1554 code for a protein of 517 amino acids. Gene Ontology annotation, molecular function: oxidoreductase activity, acting on paired donors, with incorporation or reduction of molecular oxygen, reduced flavin or flavoprotein as one donor, and incorporation of one atom of oxygen; iron ion binding; heme binding. The record is from RefSeq and is a predicted model, not a curated record. The transcript has 2 exons.